This is a messenger RNA of Lecanosticta acicola, 637 nucleotides long. The record is from the annotation of a GenBank genome assembly. NCBI's taxonomy places the organism in Eukaryota, Fungi, Ascomycota, Dothideomycetes, Mycosphaerellales, Mycosphaerellaceae.
AUGUCAGACUCCCUUGCCAUCUUCCGCGACCGCCUAGGUCCUGAUCUCAGCGCCCUGGCCGAGAAACACCUGCAACAUGAGUACGUGAGCUCCCCAGCUUCCUCCUCCUCCCCCCCCCGUCAUGAUUAUGAUUCCCCGUGCAAUUCACCAACCACCAUCCCACCCAAACAGCCUCCGACAAUCCGACCGCGAAGCCCUCGAGCGAGCGGCAAAGACCGUCUCCGUGCACACCUCCAUCGGCUCCCUCAUCGGCGUCUCGCUCGGCAUCCUGCUCGCGUUCCGCAUCCGCUCCGCCCGCCAGCGCAUGUUCACGGCCUUCAAGACGGCCGAGCAGCCCACCGCUGUGCGCUUCGCCGACGGCCGCGAGGAGCCUCUGCCCGACAUCACCAGCCUCAUGCGGCCCAGUCGUCUCGGCGAUUUCGCGACCUACACGCUGCUCGGCGCGGGAGGGGUCUUCUUUGGCGGGGAGACGGGCUUGUUGACGGGGACGUUCAGCGCGAGACGACUCAUCAACGCGGAUCGGGAGAGUCGCGAGAGGAUACAGAAUGCCUUCAGGCGGUUUCAGGCGGAUGCGCUGAGGACGCAGGCGGAUCUCCUGGAGCGGAGCGUGGAGCACGGCAAUGUUUCCACUCUAUGA